GAGGGGCUUCUCUUGAGUGUAGUCUUUGAGGCGGACGGGCAGAACUGAGACUUCAGUGGGGAACUACUGCCAGUUUGAUGAAUCAGUAUUUUAAGAAGAGUGACCGCAGGCUGUCGCCACAAUGGCUAUUGUCCAGGUCCUGGAUGCAUGGAGACAAGAGGAGCUUUCAUAACUGAGGUUUGAAGAAGUCACCCCUGGCAGCAGAAAUCCAUCUUGAGAUGAAAUAACUUCCAUCUGGCCCUGUGGCAGAAUUUCAAGGCAGUCACUGCACUGACUCUGGGGCCAUUACGUUGCCUGUUCCUUCUGACUGGGGAGAGCAGGACUGGGAGAAGUUUCUGACUUCAGAGAACAGGGAAGACAUGGAGACCUUGAAUAAACAGACUAAAAAACAUCAGGCAAAAGGUUUGUCUUCUAAGGAUACUGACUGGCCGCAAGAGAAGAGCAAGCCCAAAAUACUGGAACCAGUUACAUUUGAGGAUGUCACUGUGGUCUUCACAGAGGCAGAAUGGAAGAGACUGAGCUCUGAGCAGAAGAACCUAUACAAAGAAGUGAUGGUGGAGAUUUACAGGAAUCUCCUCUCUUUGGCAGAACUGAAGCGAGAACUCUACCCCUGCUCCUCCUGCCUUCUGGCUGUCUCCUGUCAGCAGUUCCUCAGCCAACAUGUGCUUCAGAUCUUCCCAGGCUUACGUGCAGAAAAUCACUUCCAUCCAGAGGAUUCCAGCCCAGGGCGUCAGAAGCAGCCAGAGCAGCGAGAUUGUGAUCAAAGGUGCUGGAGUGAAAACACAGAAGGUCAAGAGAGAGAAGUCUCCAAACCCUUGUGUGGAAGGACAGGGGAGAGAGAGACUUCAAGGGCAUUCUCCAGCCCAGCCCAAGGACGGUCAGCAAGCCCCAGAGAAGGUAACACAGUGGUAGGAACAGGGCCCAACUCAGCCCAAAGGGGAAACUCUGUGGAAACAGACGAUGGGUUGAAGGAGUUAGAAACCUCAAGAUUUGGAGCAGUCGGCUAUAGAGAGGAUGAACCAGACUGUGGCCUGAAAUCAAAGUUCAUCACAAACCAGAAGGCCCUCUUACGGAAGAAGCCCUAUGUUUGUAGUGAGUGUGGGCAAGGCUUUUGUCACAAGUCAAAUCUCAUCAGACACCAGAGGACACACUCAGGUGAGAAACCUUACAUGUGCUUGAAGUGUGGGCGAGGCUUUAACCAGAAGUCAGACCUCAUCAGACAUCAGAGGGCACACUUGGAUGAGAAGCCUUAUGUCUGCAGUGAGUGUGGCCGAGGCUUUAACCAGAAAUCACUUCUCCUUAUGCACCAGAGGACACACUCAGGGGAAAAGCCUUAUGUUUGCAACGAGUGUGGCCGAAGCUUUAACCGGAAAUCACGUCUCCUUAUACACCAGAGGACGCACUCAGGGGAGAAGCCUUAUGUUUGCAGUGAGUGUGGGCGAGGCUUUACCCAGAAAUCAGUCCUCCUCAUGCACCAGAGGAUACACUCAGGGGAGAAGCCAUAUGUGUGCAAGGAGUGUGGGCGAGGCUUUAACCGCAAAUCAAAUCUCAUCAGACACCAGAGGACACACACAGGUGAGAAACCUUACGUGUGCCUGGAGUGUGGGCGAGGCUUUAGCCAGAAGUCAGGCCUCCUUCUCCACCAGGGGACACACUCCGGGGAGAAACCAUAUGUGUGCAAGGAGUGUGGGCGAGGCUUUAGCUAUAAGCAAAGCCUCAUUAGACAUCAGUGGACUCACUCAGGGGAGAAGCCCUAUGUUUGCAGUGAGUGUGGCCGAGGCUUUAGAGAUAAGUCCACCUUCAUCCUACACCAGAGGACGCACUCAGGGGAGAAGCCUUACAUGCACCUGGAGUGUAGGCAAGAUUUUAGCCAGAAGUCAGACCUCAUCAGACAUCAGAAGACACGCUCAGAUGAGAAGUCUUAUGUUUGCAAUGAGUGUGGCAGAGGCUUCUUCCGGAAAUCAGUCCUUUUUAUGCACCAGAGGACACACACGGGGGAGAAGCCACAUGUGUGCAAGGAGUGUGGACGAGGUUUUAGCUAUAAGCAAAGCCUCAUUAGACAUCGAUGGACUCACUCAGGAGAGAAGCCCUAUGUUUGCAAUGAGUGUGGCCGAGGCUUUAGCCAGAAGUCAGACCUCCUCCGACAUCAGAGGACACGCUCAGAUGAGAAGCCUUAUAUUUGCAGUGAGUGUGGGCAAGGCUUUAACCGGGAAUCAAGCCGCCUCAUACACCAAAAGAUACACUCAGGAGAGAAGCUGUGUGUGUGCAAGGAGUGUGGUCGAGGCUUUAACCGCAAGUCAAAUCUCAUCAGACACCAGAGGACACACUCAGGUGAGAAACCUUACGUGUGCCUGGAGUGUGGGCUAGGCUUUAGCCAGAAGUCAGGCCUCCUCCUCCACCAGGGGACACGCUCAGGGGAGAAGCCUUAUGUGCACCUGGAGUGUGAGCGAGGCUUUUGCAAGAAGUCAGGACUCGUCAGACAUCAGAGGACACCCUCAGACAAGAAGUCUUAUGUUUGCAGUGAGUGUGGCCAGGGCUUUAGCGGGAAAUCAGCCCUCCUUACGCACCAGCGGAUACACACAGGGGAGAAGGCUUAUGUUUGCAGUGAAUGUGGGCGAGUCUUUAACCAGGAAUCAAGCCUCCUCAUACACCAGAGGAUACACCUAGGGGAGAAGCCAUAUGUGUGCAAGGAGUGUGGUCGAGGCUUUAACCGCAUGUCAAAUCUCAUAAGACACCAGAGGACACACUCAGGUGAGAAACCUUACGUAUGCCUGGAGUGUGAGCGAGGCUUUAGCCAGAAGUCAGGCCUCCUCCUCCACCAGGGGACACACUCAGGAGAGAAGCCACAUGUGUGCAAGGAGUGUGGACGAGGCUUUAGCUCUAAGCAAAGCCUCAUUAGACAUCAGUGGACUCACUCAGGGGAGAAGCCCUGUGUUUGCAAAGACUGUGGCCGAGGUUUUAGCUAGAAGUCAGAUCUCAUCAGACAUCAGAAGACACGCUUAGAUGAGAAGUCUUAUGUUUGCAGUUAGUGUGGCCAGUGCUUUAACUGUAAAUCACACCUCCUCAGGAACAGAUUACUCAGUUAGCACCCCCUGCCUGUACAGAGAGACAGGACUCCAAGCUUCUGCUCUAAAAUCAACAAGACAGACCUCCCCAGGGUUCUGUUCAGAGCAUGCCAGUACCUCCCCUACCUGGAUGCUGUCAACAGUAAGGUUGCUGCAAAUUGCUGCAGAAAGAGCCCUGCAACAGAGUGGGCUCCCAGAAUCAACACUCUACCUGCCUCCCUGUGCACCCCAUAGCUCAGGCUGCUGUAACCAACAGGACAGACCUCCCUGGUGAUCAGUUUGGGUCUGUCUGCUCCCCCUUCUCUUUGGCACUGAGGAGUGCUGAUUGAGGCACUGUGUGCUGGGAAGCAGCAAUCUUGAGUAGAGGCUACACCCACAGCCAUCAUACUAC
This is a messenger RNA of Trichechus manatus latirostris (Florida manatee), 3456 nucleotides long. RefSeq names its product zinc finger protein 343-like. The transcript is spliced from 5 exons. NCBI's taxonomy places the organism in Eukaryota, Metazoa, Chordata, Mammalia, Sirenia, Trichechidae. Gene Ontology annotation, biological process: regulation of DNA-templated transcription. The record is from RefSeq and is a predicted model, not a curated record. The coding region runs from base 360 to 2966 and encodes 868 amino acids. Gene Ontology annotation, molecular function: zinc ion binding; RNA polymerase II cis-regulatory region sequence-specific DNA binding; DNA-binding transcription factor activity, RNA polymerase II-specific.